Molecule: messenger RNA, 1747 nt
Organism: Dermatophagoides pteronyssinus (European house dust mite)
Lineage: Eukaryota; Metazoa; Arthropoda; Arachnida; Sarcoptiformes; Pyroglyphidae
Biological process (GO): regulation of transcription by RNA polymerase II
Cellular component (GO): nucleus
Molecular function (GO): DNA-binding transcription factor activity; sequence-specific double-stranded DNA binding
Source: RefSeq, a predicted model, not a curated record
AUGCUACCACCAAAAAAACUAUCAACACAAACAAUUAUUAAACAUAAUACAAAUCCAUUUUCAAUAUCAAAUUUAAUUGCAUCAAAUAAAAAUACUGAUGAAAAUGCUGAAGAUGAUCAGAAUAAUGAUCAUUUUGACCAUCAUAAUCAUCGACAUUCACCAAUAAAUUAUUAUAAUGAUGAUGAAAAACAAGAUAAAAAUGUCGAAAUCAAUACCGAUAAUGAUGAUGUUGAUGAUGAUACGAAUGAAACAAAAAAAUCAAAUAAUAAUCAAUCGGAAAAGAAAAUCGAUAAUGAUGAAAAAUCAAAAGAAAAUGAUGAAAAAAUUGUAAAGAAAACUGGUGAUGGCCAUCAACAACGAACAAAUCCAACAAAAAAGAAGAAAAAAUAUGAAAAACCACCAUUCAGUUAUAAUGCAUUAAUUAUGAUGGCUAUUCGUCAAAGUAAAGAAAAACGUCUUACAUUGAAUGGAAUAUAUGAAUUUAUAAUGAAAAAUUUUCCAUAUUAUCGUGAUAAUAAACAAGGAUGGCAAAAUUCUAUUCGUCAUAAUUUAAGCCUAAAUAAAUGUUUUGUAAAAGUUCCACGUCAUUAUGAUGAUCCGGGUAAAGGAAAUUAUUGGAUGCUUGAUCCAUGUAGUGAUGAUGUUUUUAUUGGUGGUACUACCGGUAAAUUACGUCGUCGUAAUACAUCAACAUCACGUAAUCGUUUAGCGGCUGCAUUUCGUCGUUCAGUUGUUGCUGCAAAUGUAGCUGCCGCUGCUAAUAAUAAUCUUUAUCCUUUUAUACCGAAUGGACAUCAUCCACAUCCGCAUCCACAUCCACAUCAUCAUCCAGCUGCAGCUUUGUUUCAUAAUUCUUCAUCCGCUUCUGGUGGUCAUUUAAAUUCAACAUUACCAAAUUGGUUUAGUAAUCCAUAUAAUAUGGCUGCUGUUGCUGCCGCAGCUCAACAUCAUCAACAUCAUCAAAAUCAUUCGCAUCCAUUACGAACUGGUUUUGCACAUCCUCAUCCACCGCCACAUCCGCAGCCACAUACAACACAUCCAUUAUUUAAAAAUCUUUUACCACAAACGGCUACAAUUUCACAUCAAUCAAUCAUUCCAUCAUCAUAUAAUAUUGAUCGAUUAUCAACAUCAUCAUCUUCUACAUCAUCAUCAUCAUCAUCAUCAACAUCAUCGAUGACAACAACAACAACAACAUCACCAUUAUCAUUGGCUGAACGAUCAUCUUUAAGAUCAAAUAUUCAAUCACCAAAUAUUGCUCAACAACCACCAUUACCACCAUCAUCAAUAUCAUCUUUGCAACCUUCUACAAAUCAUCGUCAACAAAAUGGUGGAUCAAUAUUAGGUUCAACAAAUAAUCCAUUAACAUUAUUUAAUCCAUAUAGUUUAUUUAGUCAACAAGCGGCUAAUAAUUAUAAUCAUUUAUUACAAGAAAUGUAUGAAUUACAUGGUUUACAAGCAUUAAAAACAUUAGCUGCUGCUUCUACAAAUUCAUCAUCAUCAUCAUCAACGACACCUUCAACCAUUCCAAUUGGUCAUCCAACAAAUCCUCUUCAUAAUCAUCAUCAUCAUCAACAUCAGAAUCCAUUUUCAUCAUCAUUUGCAAUGGCAGCAGCAGCGGCGGCUGCUGCUGCUGCAGCUGCUGCAACCGGUUCAUUUGUAUUGGAAAAAACUAAAUCAUCACCAGCAAAAGAAUCUUCUGCAUCAUCAUCAUCAUAGAUAGAUAGUUUUUGCUUGUUUAAAUGUAAAA